Messenger RNA from Scutellospora calospora, 703 nucleotides. NCBI's taxonomy places the organism in Eukaryota, Fungi, Glomeromycota, Glomeromycetes, Diversisporales, Gigasporaceae. The record is from the annotation of a GenBank genome assembly.
UAUUCAAAUACUUAAACGAACUGAUCCUUAUCCAUGUAUCAUAACUUUAUAUUUUCAUCAUAACCACCCACUUAAAUCUAGUCAUGUCACAAGUUUCUGUUCAAUAUCAGAUGAAACAAAAAGUGAAUUCUUCAGGCUCUUUGAAAGUGGACAUAAUCCUAGUAGUGUAUAUCAUACUUAUUGGGAACAAUUACAGUUAAAAUAUAAUAACGACGAAGAGAUUUUAGCUGAUAGAGCUAUAGCCCCCUGCAAGAAUGAUAUUUUUUAUCUGCAUAAAAAAUACCAUGACCAAUACCUAGAUGCUCAAAAUGGAAUAGAUAUGUUCGAUUGGUUAGAAAAAGAGAUUACAGAAUUUAAUGCUAAUAAUAAAAGAAAUGCAUGGAUGCAAACAUAUAUUGCUCCAGAAAAAGAUAACCCUGGGCAGCCAUUUAUUCUUGUUAUUGUAACAAACCUUAUGCUAUGUUGUCAUACAUUACAAGAAGUGGGUGAGUUAGUCUAUAUGGAUACGAUAGCAGGAUUAGAUGCUCUUAACACUUCUCUUACAAUUUUAUCAACAAGUACACCAGCUGGUGGUUUGCCUCUUGGCAUAGUUAUUGCUUCAAAUAAAUCAGCAGAGACCUUUACAAAAGCACUAGAUAUAUUAAAGCAUUUGAUUCUAUCAACAGAAUUUGGUAAACGUGGAACCAUUAUUGGGCCACAAGUG